AGCCGCCUUCCAGUACGCGGCCCGUGUGCACGAGGUAAACACGGCUCUAAUCGGCAAUCGGAAUGGAAUGACGCGUGCCGAGUGAUCAGCCGAGUCCAGUUCCGAUUGUCACGCAGCAGUAUGUACGGUUUUGUGAAUUACGCCCUCGAGCUCCUGGUCGUGAAGACCUUUGGCAGCGAAACGUGGGAGGCGAUAAAAAAAGAUGCGGCGGUUAGUAUGGAAGGGCAGUUUCUCGUGAGACAAAUCUACGACGACGAGAUCACGUACAAUCUGAUAUCCGCCGCUGUCAAUCGACUCAAUAUCCCCGCCAAUGAAAUACUCGAACUAUUCGGUCGAAUGUUCUUCGAGUUUUGCCAAGAUUCCGGUUACGAUAAGAUCCUGCAAGUUCUCGGAGCAACACCGCGGGAUUUUCUGCAGAAUUUGGACGCGCUUCACGAUCAUCUGGGUACUCUAUACCCGGGCAUGAGGGCGCCGUCUUUCAGAUGCACGGAGAGACCCGAGGAUGGCGCGCUUGUUUUGCAUUAUUAUUCCGACCGGCCUGGUCUCGAGCACAUCGUUAUUGGAAUCGUAAAGACUGUCGCGAAGAAACUGCACGGCACGGACGUCGACAUGCAAAUAGUGAAGACCAAAAGCGAAUGCGACCAUGUGCAAUUUCUCAUAACUGACACUUCGGGCCCGGGAGUCGUAUCGAAUCCCAUGAUCGCUGAGCUGGAAACGCUGUCCGUCGAGCCAAGGGUCAGCCCAACGACAUUUUGUCGGGUGUUUCCGUUUCAUCUAAUGUUCAAUCGCGACCUCACGAUAGUCCAGACCGGAUGCACCAUCACGCGCGUCAUACCGCGCGUCUCCAGCGGUCACUGCAAGCUAAGCGACAUUCUCAUAACCGUCAGGCCGCAUUUGGAGCUGACGUUUGAGAACAUACUGUCUCACAUAAAUACGGUUUACGUGCUACGGACGAAAAAGGGUGUCAUGCAUGUGAAUGCUGCGGAGGAGUAUUCAAAUUUGCGCUUAAAGGGUCAAAUGCUGUACAUACCUGAAAGCGAUUUAGUUAUCUUUCUAUGCUACCCAAGCGUUAUGAAUCUGGACGACCUGACUAGGCGGGGUCUGUACUUGAGCGACGUCCCUUUGCACGACGCCACCCGAGAUCUGGUCCUGAUGUCGGAGCAAUUUGAGGCGGAUUACAAGCUGACGCGGAACUUGGAGCUGCUCACCGACAAGCUGCAGCAGACGUAUCGCGAGCUCGACGGCGAGAAGCAGAAAACUGACAGGUUACUUUACUCGGUGCUCCCCAUUUCGGUGGCGAACGAGCUCAGGCACUCGAGGCCGGUGCCGGCGAGGAAGUACGAUUGCGUUACACUCCUGUUCUCCGGGAUAGUUGGCUUCAGCGUGUACUGCGCCGCCAACACCGACUCCAGCGGCGCCAUGAAGAUCGUCAACAUGCUCAACGAGCUGUACACGGCGUUCGACGUGUUGACCGACCCGAAAAAGAAUCCAAACGUUUAUAAGGUGGAGACCGUCGGCGAUAAAUACAUGGCGGUGAGUGGAUUGCCGGAACCCUGUCGUUGUCAUGCACGAUGCAUCGCUCGUCUAGCGUUGGACAUGAUGGAUCUUGCGGCUGACGAAGUGCAGAUCGAUGGGGAGCCUGUGAAAAUUACAAUCGGCAUACACAGCGGAGAAGUCGUUACCGGCGUGAUCGGUCAUCGUAUGCCACGCUAUUGUCUGUUCGGAAAUACCGUAAAUCUCACCAGCCGUACGGAGACCACUGGCCAGCCGGGGAAGAUCAACGUUUCGGAGGACGCUUACAGGUAUCUCUGCAUGCCGGAGAAUCAGGAUCCGCAGUUCCUUUUGGAAUACAGAGGACCUGUUUCGAUGAAGGGAAAAUCCGAACCCAUGAACGUGUGGUUCCUGUCCCGAGAGAGAGAGCUGACAUCGUAAACGUCCUUGCGACAACGGAUGUUAUAGCAAUAAUACCGGGAAUCACAGGCGGAAAUAAGAAAAAAGACCGCCGGACCGAGAGAAUCAAUAAAGUCUCAUGCAAUCACUCGAGGUCGAUGAGCGUUAAUGCGGAUGAAGUACGAGCGAUCGGUGUGUUUCGCGUUGAAACACUUUCACGACCAUGUAACAUACGUUUCAUUACACCUGCAGAAAAGUUUAUAAAGAGUUUAUCGUGCGCGUCGGGCCGUCGCUGAUGGCCGACGAUCGUUCUUAGGCAAAUUGUCAGGUCGUUUGCCGGCGCUUCCUCUCCAGCCGGCAGGUUAUUUAGCAAUCGUGAGUGUACAAGGCAAUCAAAUAUAGUCGUUAUUUAUUUGGUGA
Molecule: messenger RNA, 2310 nt
Organism: Harpegnathos saltator (Jerdon's jumping ant)
Lineage: Eukaryota; Metazoa; Arthropoda; Insecta; Hymenoptera; Formicidae
Gene: Gycbeta100B
Product: guanylate cyclase soluble subunit beta-1-like
Exons: 14
Coding region: 121-1932 (603 amino acids)
Biological process (GO): response to oxygen levels; cGMP biosynthetic process
Cellular component (GO): guanylate cyclase complex, soluble
Molecular function (GO): guanylate cyclase activity; heme binding
Source: RefSeq, a predicted model, not a curated record